This is a messenger RNA of Stylonychia lemnae, 1422 nucleotides long. Lineage: Eukaryota; Ciliophora; Spirotrichea; Sporadotrichida; Oxytrichidae. The record is from the annotation of a GenBank genome assembly.
AUGUAUGUCUCAAAUGGCUAUGUGUUUUACGCUUUGACUUAUCUAGAACUAUUUCCUGACUAUACUUGUCCUAAAGGUUAUCCUGAUAAAUGUGAUUAAGCAGCAAGAUGUAAAGAUCCUGUUAAUGUUCAAAUCGAUUGGACAUCUCAUAGAUCCUUACAUAACUGGGUAGAAACUCUAUCUUUGGAGUGUGCCGAGUCUUAUAAAAUUGGACUACUUGGAUCUAUGUAUUUUGCUGGAUGGACUGUUUCUUGUAUUUUUGUACCAAGACUAUCAGAUCUUUAUGGCAGAAAAUGGCCUGUACUAAUUAGCUCUAUAGCAUCUGUUGCCAUUUAUACAGGUCUCAUUCUUUCAAGAAAUAUAAACCUCUCAAUUGCUUUAUUCUUCUUGCUUGGAUUAGGCUGCACUGGAAAAUCAUCAACAUUGUAUGUUUAUAUGCUAGAACUAGUCCCAAGUAACAGGCAAACCUAUGUAGGCACAUAUAUGCUUUUCGCAGACGGCUCAACUAUGAUUCUGCUUUCAUUAUACUUCAGAUUUAUUUCCAAUGAUUGGUUUUGGUUCCAACUAUAUGGUGUAAUUGCCACAGGUGUUUCAACUGCUGCUUGUUUUAUCAUUCCAGAAUCUCCUAAGUUUUAUGUGAGUUACAAGAAAUAUUAGUAGGCAAAAGAUGGAAUCGCUUUUAUCGCAAAAUUCAAUAGAUCAUACUUUGUCCAUUAGAACUAUAAGUUUGAAGCAGAAGUGGCAGACUUAAUGAAAUCUUAGACUCAAAUCUAACAGACUUAAGUGGACAUGAAUUUAACCGCAAUGAAGUAAACUCAGGAGGACGAGGCCCUAAGUGGAUCAAUUAAAGAGCUACUAAGGAAUAGAAGACAUUUCAUAAAUUUACUAAUCGUAUUACUACUUUGGAUUGUAUCAUCAUUCGACUACUUCCUUAUUAACUUCCAACUAAAAUACAUAGAAGGUGAUAUUUAUAUCAAUACAAUUGUUUCCUCUGUUAGUGAGGUCACUGCCUAUAUUAUAUCAGGAGCAUUGUAUGAGACGAUUGGAACUAAGGUAUCCUUUGUAUCUUCUUUUUGCAUAGCUAUUGUUGGUUCAAUCUUCUAUAUUAUAUUCGGAACAACAGCUAAAAAUCUAGUGCCAGUAAUGGUACUUGGCUCUAAAUUUGGAGUUUCAGCAGCCUUUAACUUGGUUUACCUAGCCAAUACUCUUUUCCCCCCAAUUUAUGCUUCUACGACUAUGGGAUUCUUUAAUGCCUUCGCAAGACUUGCUUCAAUGCUCGCACCAUAAUUUGCAGAAUUUGAUAGACCUAUACCAAUGAUUAUUUUCUGUAUAAUGGCUGGACUUGCUUGUGUAUUCUCAUUCUUCCUAAGAACCUAAGCAUCUAAAAAUUCGCAAAUAUAAUCUAAGACCCAAUCACCCUGA